Messenger RNA from Manihot esculenta (cassava), 679 nucleotides. RefSeq lists its product as uncharacterized. The record is from RefSeq and is a predicted model, not a curated record. The transcript has a single exon. NCBI's taxonomy places the organism in Eukaryota, Viridiplantae, Streptophyta, Magnoliopsida, Malpighiales, Euphorbiaceae. The coding region runs from base 106 to 471 and encodes 121 amino acids.
UCUCUCUCUCUCUCUCUCUCUCUCCUGACACCAACCAACCAUCCAACCAACCAUCCAACCAACACUUGUUUCAAAAAAGCACCACAGCACCCACCAAAAAGUAGAAUGGGAAAUUGUUUACGCCGUGAAUCCUCCAUGCAAUGGGGCGGCGACGACUGGGGUUCACCGGUGCCGGACCGGUUUUUCUCUGCCAAUACAAGACAUGGAAGCAGCAGGAGUGAGAAAGUCAUGAACGUAGAAGAGGAGGAGCUUUAUGGAGACAACAAACAAUUAUUAUCUUCAACGUCGUCAAGCACAGAAGUAAAAUUCAAGAUUACAAAGAAACAGCUUGAGGAGUUGCUGGGUAGGAUUGACAUGAAAGAAUUAUCAGUAGAACAGGUAUUAGCCCAGUUGAUGAUGAGCGUCGGCUCUGAUCGAUAUGAAUCGCAUCAACGGUCGUGGAGGCCUAAUCUGCAGAGCAUUCCCGAGUGAUAGACGGCGGCGACGAUCAAUAAGUUUCAUAAUAUUAUAUACUCAUGCGUGUAGAAUCGAUAUCUUUCUGCUCCAUUGGAUGAUGUAUAGCUUGUCUGUAUAUGGUUUUAUUUUGUAGGGAAGAUUCAUAGAUCAAGAAAAAUGGAGCUCCAAGCUAUGUUCAUUGUAUAUAAAAUUUAUAGAAAAACAAUAGCUGGUUUUUGAGUUC